AUGCGGCUUUCACUCCAAUCAUUGCUCCUUUUGGGGCUAUCGUCGCUCGGCGCAGCUGUUUUCCAGGACGAAGUUGGCGAAAUCGAUUUCCACCACGCGCUCAUCGGCGUCCCCCAGGUCGAAACCACCUUCUUCCAUCGACCGCGAAAGCAAGAUAAGGCGAGCCUCCUUUACACACUCAGCGACGUCGGCGUUAUCGGCGCCGUGAACCCCAGCACUGGUGCCGUUGUCUGGCGCCAGCAGAUUGCUGACGAUAUCACCAAUGGCGGCGGCUUCUUGCGCGCUGCUGAGGGGGAGCACUGGGUCGCUGCGGCGUAUGGCUCCCGAGUGCAGGCUUGGGACGGACUGACAGGUCGUAACGUCUGGCACAACGAAUUCAAGGGCGAGGUUAAGGAUCUGGAGAUUCUUGAGUUGACUGAAAGCUCAAGGAAGGAUGUUUUGGUUCUGUACGAUGAGGACGGCACAACUGUUCUACGACGCAUACACGGUACUCUGGGCAAGGUGGUUUGGGAGUUCCGCGAAGUCACCAAGAACAUCCCUCUCCAGGUCUCAACUGACAUUUCCAAAAUCUUCGUUGUCAGCCUUCACGGAUCCCCCGCGUCUUACAGUCUCAAGGUCACUGCACUCGACACUCUUACAGGAGGACGAUUGGACGACUUUGCCAUUGGCACCAAGGGCGAUGUCCAUGGACCCAAGGACGUUAUGUUUGUUGGCGGCAACUCGGCCGCACCCAUUCUUGCUUGGACCGACAGCACCCUUUCCAAGCUUAAGGUGAACGUCCUUGGCAGCAAGAACACCCAGGAGCUCAAGUUAACCACCGACGCCGUCUCCGUCACUAUCCAUGCGCCCCAUCUCAUGCAGUCGCAGCCUCACUUCCUGGUUCACACUCGAACAAAGACCGGAAACAAGGCUGAGGUUUAUCACACCGACUUGAAGAAUAACCAAGUCUCUAAGGCCUACGAUCUUCCUCACCUUUCUGGUCUGGGCGCCUUUUCCACCAGCUCUGAUGGAGCCAACGUAUACUUCGCCCGCGUCACCGAGGACGAGACGAUCAUUGUCUCAUCUGAGUCUCAUGCUGUUUUGGCCCGUUGGCCCAUCAAGCCUGCCGGUGAUAUCGAGGCUGUUCAUGCCGUUGCUGAGGUCCUCAAGAAGCCUGGCACCGAGGGCUUCGCCAUCCGAGCUGCUGCUGUCACCAAGUCUGAUGACUGGGUUUUGGUCCGCAACGGUGAAAUCGACUGGAAGCGUCCCGAGGGCCUGAGCGGCGCCGUUGCUGCUGUCUGGGCCGACGUCCCUGGUACUGAGAACCUUGCCAAGGUCUUGGAGGAAGAGGCUCACACAAACCCUAUAUCGGCCUACAUCCACCGUGUCACCAGACAUAUCGAUGACCUCCAGUACCUGCCUGGAUACCUUGCAUCGCUACCUGAGAGCUUCAUCACCAGUGUGUUUGGUGGCGAGCCUGCUGUCAGCAAGAAGGAGGGCCUGCAUCGGGACACCUUUGGCUUCAACAAGCUCAUUGUGCUCGCAACUCGCCGCGGUCGCAUGUAUGGUCUUAGCACCGAACACAAGGGCCAAGUUGUCUGGAACAAGUCUGUCCUUCCCCAGGUUCAUGGCGAGUCCCUUGAUGUCAAGGGUAUGUACGCUAAGGAUGAGGGUGUUGUUACUCUGCGCGGAGCCAAGGGUGAAUAUGUCGCCAUCAAGAGCGACACUGGCGACGUUGUUGAAGUGAUGCCCGCUGGAUCUCUUCCUCGUGUAUCCAGCACUGUGGUCGUCGAUAGCCCUGCCGGCAACUGGUUGCUCCCUAUCGGUGCUAACGGCGAGGUUGGACCUGUUCCUGCUGGUUUCACUCCCAGUCAGACUAUCGUCGUCCGAGGCGAAGGAGAAACUCUUAAAGGCAUCAAGUUCGUCGAGGGGAACAACAAGGUUUCUGAGGAAGAGAUCUGGCAGCUCCAGCUGUUUCCUGGCCAGAAGAUUGUCGAAGUUGCUAAGCCUGCCGCUCAUGACCCUGUCGCCUCCAUCGGCCGUGUUCUGACCGAUCGUCGCGUCAGCUACAAGUACCUCAACCCGAACACAAUUGUGGUUGCUGCUGUCGACGAGACCAAGUCGUCUCUGUCUGUUCAGCUUGUCGACACCAUCUCCGGCCAGGUUCUUGCAUCUCAGUCUUACGCUGGCGUUGACUCAACCAAGCCUAUUUCGUGCACAAUGGCCGAGAACUGGUACGCUUGCACCUUCUUCGGCCAGUAUACCCUCGGAGAUGGCACCAAGCGAUCUAUCCGCGGAUACCAGAUCGUCAUUGUUGACCUCUACGAGUCUUCGGCACCCAACGACCGUGGCCCUCUGGGUGAUGCUGUCAACUUUUCUUCGCUCAAGCCUGUCGACACACCAACUGGACCUGCUCUGCCUUGGGCUGAGGAGCAAUCCUAUGUUUUGUCUCAGCCACUUGACCAUCUCUCGGUGACACAGACACGCCAAGGCAUCGCGAACCGCUAUCUGCUCGCCUAUCUGCCCGAAGCGCACUCCAUUGCCGGCCUGUCUCGCCAGGUUCUCGACGCCCGACGACCUGUUGGUCGCGACUCAACCCCAGCGGAGAAGGAAGCCGAAGGCCUCAUCCAGUACACCCCCAACAUCGAGAUUGACCCUCGAGGCAUCUUUUCUCACCAGCGAAACGUGAUUGGCGUCAAGAACAUCCUCGCAACACCAGUCAUUGUGGAGAGCACAACCCUGAUUGUUGCUUAUGGUGUGGAUGUCUUCGGAACACGAAUCGCUCCUAGCGGCGUGUUCGAUAUUCUCGGAAACGGCUUCAACAAGUCUACGCUUGUUUUGACCGUUGUGUCGCUGCUGGGCGGCGUACUGUUCCUGUCACCAAUGGAGAAAACAGAUCAACAGGCUCUGGGAGAGCUAGAAGGGAUGAAAAGAGAGGGCAUGUCAUAUCUGGAGCUAAUUGCUGGACACGGCCUACACGAGGCCAAUGAAAGGAGGGUAUUGGAUUAUGAGCUGUAA
Fusarium sp. VM40 is the source of this 2997-nucleotide messenger RNA. NCBI's taxonomy places the organism in Eukaryota, Fungi, Ascomycota, Sordariomycetes, Hypocreales, Nectriaceae. The record is from the annotation of a GenBank genome assembly.